This is a messenger RNA of Sipha flava (yellow sugarcane aphid), 1790 nucleotides long. RefSeq names its product fork head domain-containing protein FD5-like. Gene Ontology annotation, molecular function: RNA polymerase II cis-regulatory region sequence-specific DNA binding; DNA-binding transcription factor activity, RNA polymerase II-specific. The transcript is spliced from 3 exons. NCBI's taxonomy places the organism in Eukaryota, Metazoa, Arthropoda, Insecta, Hemiptera, Aphididae. Bases 430 to 1443 code for a protein of 337 amino acids. The record is from RefSeq and is a predicted model, not a curated record. Gene Ontology annotation, biological process: cell differentiation; regulation of transcription by RNA polymerase II; anatomical structure morphogenesis.
CAGUGUCGAUCGCACGCCGUCGUAAUCGCCGCACCGCCGUGCGUACCCGACUCAUUCGUUUUCAUCCGAUUCCGCGUUCGUUUUCCCGAUUUCGCAGUCGUAUUGUGGUUAUUUUUAUCAUCGAUAUUUUUGUUCCGCGUCGAAUGUUCACUCGCCGACCGUCGUAACAGUCCGUACGUACGGGACGCAGACACGAGGGUGAAGAACGUUUAAAUCACUGUGCCGAACCACCCCAACCCUAACCCCCCGCUGAAGGGUAUUACGACUCGUCGCGAGACACGGCAGCUGAUCGUGAAAAUCAAAGUCGUUCGCAUUUCAAUGUCGUCGCGGUCACGGUCGUCGCGGUGGUCGUCGCCGUUGGUGAUCGUCGCGACAACGGGCGCGGUGACGGCAGCAACGUAGGCGCGACGACGAUGGUCACGUGAGAGCAUGCCGCGGCCGUGCAGAGAGACGUACGGCGACCAAAAGCCGCCGUACAGUUACAUAUCGCUGACGGCCAUGGCCAUAUGGAGCGCGCCCGAGAAGAUGUUGCCGCUGUCCGACAUCUACAAGUUCAUCAGUGACCGAUUUCCGUAUUAUCGGAAGAACACCCAGAGGUGGCAAAACUCGUUGCGGCACAACUUGUCGUUCAACGACUGUUUCGUGAAAAUACCCCGGCGACCUGACCGACCGGGCAAAGGCGCGUACUGGGCCCUACACCCUGCCGCUCUGGACAUGUUCGAGAACGGUUCCUUCCUACGGCGCCGCAAACGGUUCAAACUGCCGGCCGCCGACCGGGCACUGUUGGAGGCCACGUUCGGCCGGUCCUCGUCGUCCGCCUCGGCCACCGACUCACCACCGUCGCCGCACGGCACGCUGGCCCACGUGCGGACGCCACCGCGCGACAUGACAAUGGUGACGUCACCAACCGUGGUCCGCGAACCCUCGUUGUCGCCGCCGCCACCGCCGCCACCGGCGCAGACGCUAUCGCUGUCGCUUAUGGCGCCGCAACCGCCAUCCGUCGUGGCCGCGGCGCCCGACCAUCACCGGCACAAGCCAAAACCGUUCACCAUCGAAAGCAUCAUCGCUCCUGGCGGCACACGUCACUCGGACGAUGUGCCGCCGCCGCCACCCGCCGAGCGACCGCAUCGCCGGUACCCGCCGCCCGUGUGUUUGUCGACCCAGUCGCACAAGCGCGCGGCCGAUCACGUCGGUGCCGGUGACGUGGACGGCGACGGGAACAACGGGUACGCCGCGUUGUACGCGGCUGCCCUGCAGAACCUGCUCCAACAUCAGUCGUUCGCCGCGGCCGCCAACAUGUUCCCCGGGCCGUCCGCUCCGCUGCCACCGUUCCUCUACGUGCCGCACCAUCACGCGCCGGCGCUGCCGCCGUUCCCGCAGCUGGUCAACUUCACGAACUUACACGACUGCGGUACGGUCUGGAAACAAUGGUUGGACCUUUAAACUUUGCCGGAAGAAGACGAGACGAGGCGUGAAAAAAAUUUCAUAAUGCGUGCACCUUCAAACCUAUUCGUGUGGACUUAUAAGUUAUAAACGUAUAAAUAUAUGUACAUAGCAUAUACUAUUAUAAUUUUAUUAAAUGUGUGUUAUAAAUUAUAUUAUAAUUAUGUAAAACAAAAACCGUUGAUAAAAUAACCUUUUAUCACAUAUGAUUACAUGCGCGUUUAGAAAAUAGUUGAUACUUAAUAUAAAGUUAAGUGGCUAAAUCAUGUACUCACACCCUAUUACUGUGUAUUAUAUAUAUGCAUUUUAUCAUUUUUAUUAGAAUAAACGUUGUCCGGAGUAUGAUA